Molecule: messenger RNA, 703 nt
Organism: Ipomoea triloba (trilobed morning glory)
Lineage: Eukaryota; Viridiplantae; Streptophyta; Magnoliopsida; Solanales; Convolvulaceae
Product: peamaclein-like
Exons: 2
Coding region: 105-398 (97 amino acids)
Source: RefSeq, a predicted model, not a curated record
UAUAGCUGCCCUCACACGCCACACUGCCGCACCCACCCAAGCUAACAUAUAUUCAUCAGCCAAUAUAUACACAUUACACAAUAUUCUUGGAUCGGAAAAGAAAGAUGAUGAUGAUGAGAAGGAGGAGCUUACUUGCCUGCAGCUUUCUCCUACUGCUGCUGGCUCUCCUUCUGAUCACCUCCUCCGCCUUUGAUUCCGCGGUGGCACAAUCAGGUUAUUGUUCUGGGAAGUGCAGCGGUCGAUGCGCCAAGGCUGGGGUGAAGGACAGGUGCAUAAAGUACUGCGAACUGUGCUGUGCCAAAUGCAAGUGUGUGCCGUCUGGGACUUACGGCAACAAGCACCAGUGCCCUUGUUACAGAGACUUGAAGAACUCCAAGGGCAAACCAAAAUGCCCCUAAUAUUACUAUCAUCCUUAGCUUCUCUAUCUUCUCUUCUCAUUUCAUAUAUGUUCCAAUUCCGCCCGCCCUACUAUUUCUUUCUUUCUCAUUUCUCAUGCCAAAUAAUUAAGCUUUGGAUUUAAUUAUUCUCUUUUACGUACUACUUCAAUUCGAUCUGCUAGGAUUUCUUAUUAGCUUGAUUAUAUUGCAUUAUAUUGUACUGAUCGAUCGAGUUAGUAGUUGUACGUUGUUGUCUAUUCUUCUGUACGUGCGUGGGAUGUUAAUUAUGAACUUAUUAAUAAUUUUCCAUAUACCUUAGCUUGGGA